GUAUCCCAUUUAAAGUCCUUCAGGCUAAAUCUAAACCCAUAAAAGUAUUGCCUAUGUAGGUAGGGCGUUUUGAUGUAUGUGAUUGCAUUGACUUCCUCAAAAAUGAGUCUAGUAGGUAUCUCACUAGGUUAAGAGACAGCAUGCAAUCUUAAAAUGACAGGUUUGAAUGCACCUAGAAAUUUGCUGUUCAGGUAGGGGGCUCACUAGAUUUUGAGACACAGCCCUUGGGGUGAGCUGACUCCUAGACAAGCUACUUGACCCCUGUGAUUCUCAAGGAGGCUGACCGUCCCUUCAGUUAGUCAACCGAUGUAUCUUUGGUUGAAAUACGAAGCAGCCUUUACUGAAAAUCGUGCACUGUGUGUAUCAUCCACACCGGUCAUCUAUCCAGUCACUCCAUCAUCUGAUGCUGCUGGACCCCUCGCGCCCGCCCAGAUGAGCAUACUUCGAAACAGUGAGGAAAUAGCACUGUCCGGGAAAUCCCGAUCGCCAUCUCCCCCUCCACCCCCCUUGCUAAUGUUACUGCACCUCCAACCUUCCCUCCCCCAGCCAGAGGAGUAGAAACAACAAGCCGCCAUUUUGUUUGUGCGGAGAGAGUGAAGGAGGCAGGAGCGACCGAAAAAAAGCCACUCGGGCGCCGAUCAUUGCGACUCUGAGCGCCGCCGGCUGCGCAGCGGCUCCGUCCUCUCGGAUCCACACUGGAUAAAACGCAACCGGGCGAUUACCGGAAGACAACGGAGGGAGAUUAUAGAUUCUCCCGUGUAAAAAUUAAAGAACGGAUCGGUUUUCCUGUCUUUUUCUUUUUUUAAACGGAACGUAGAGGCGGAAGAGGGCAGUACAUUUAAACGAAGGGAAACCCAUCAGAGGAAAAGGAAAAUAACAGCGUUAAAAACAUCUACAGCCCCCAUCGUCACGAAGUGGUGAAAAAGGACAAAAUUGCAUCGCCGGGUGCCGGUGGACGACACCAAAAGUGGGAAAAACAGCAGGAACUGUGCAGAAGAAGGGAGAAAUUUAAAAGGGAUGAACGCGCAGGGGGGUUCACAGCAUCACAAAGCUUACGAAAGGGGUUUGAGGACCCCCAGAUUUUGGGGGGUGCAGCUGGCAAUAUCACCAGGAUCGGCAGAUGCUUCGGACCCAACGUAUUACUGAAGCCCAACUCGAUUCGGUUUAAUCUAUUUUCGACCCACCGCUGUUUCUAUUGCUUAUUGCAGCUUUCCUCGAUGCACUGCAAGCUCUUCGUGCAGUGACAAGAUAUUCUGAUUUACUUGAUUUGUCAGUGCAUUGAAAUACACGCAUAUACAUUGAGCAUCGGUCUACAACUUAACUUGAUUUUCAUUCUUUGGUUUGUGCGCACACAAACUGCACAAUUGCAAGGGAACAUCUUGCACUUGCGGACCAUUUAAUAUCCACUUUUAAAAUCAUUUAUUUUGCGUUUUGCAUGCACGAGCGUCUGUGCGCAGUGCGGGGUGGUCGUGUUCUCUUGAGGCAAUGGUCAGAGAUUUUCUGCAAACAGUUUUAACCCCCCCCCGAGCUCGUGCACUGGACACAUUCACACAGAGGGCGCACGAGUCAGAUUCAGAUACGAAUGCACGCGUGCACGAACGCAAUAAACUAACUUGUCACCUUUGAAGUGGUCGCAAUAUAUUGAGACGUUGGACGCUUCUGGUGAAAUAUGCAAGUUGUUUGUAAUACCAUAAAGUGUCGACUCGUGCAUGCAAACUGAAGCCAUUUAGCUCUAUGUGCACAUCUGCAUCCUUGUUAUCUAAGGAGUUGCACAGGACUACAUUUGGACUAUUUAAAUGACGAAAGGAUACACUAAUGUUACCUGGCAUACGAUUGCUUGGUUGUAACGAUUGCAAAUUCACAAUUUUCAGUAUAUAUUUAUUUUACCUUCGUCAUUUAGGGGAAAUAAAUACUAAAGAAGAAUCUCAUACAUCCGUGUCAGUUUUAAGCGGCAUAAUGGACUUUUAAUUUCCCUUCCUCCACGUAAAAGUGAUGCUGGGUGAGAAUCUCAAGCACUACAAUGCACACCCGGACCAAAGAGAGGAAUCAUUUUGAGUCUUUGCGUUUUCCCAUUAACAUCGCACGAAGCCGCACAUCCACAGCGGAGUGACUUUGGGUCGCUUUUCUCCAUCACGUUUCCUAUCUCUCGUACACAACGCCUUAAAAAAUCCAACACUUCGGUUCGCCGCCGACAAUGGCGGAAAAGACGGAUGCAAGCAGCGAGGAUAAAUCUCGGGAAAACUGCUUAGUCGCCGACGAGGCUACGUGAGUUUGCGCGACCGUCUGUCUGUUCCUCCCUUCGGAAACAUACUUUGAGGAACUAACGAGAAAAGGGGGACUUUAUAUCGAAUCGGAGGACAAAGUAUUUUUGUGGACAACUCUUGUAUUGCAUUGCAUGCAUGCAUCGUCCCAUGAGAGGUAAACGGGAAUCCGUCCGGAGCUCGUGAACAAGGGACUUCGAUUGAACAUCGACUCGAGACUCCACGGGAAGGGCUAUCCUUCGCGGGAUAUAUGCUCAAGCGUUAAAUUGGAAGAAAACUAUGGCCGAUAAUGUGCUGGACUCCGGUCCGCCUUCAUCAAAGAGGCCUAAAUUGUCUUCCCCGGCUCUGUCGGUCUCCGCGAGCGAUGGAAACGAUUUUGGCUCUUUGUUUGACCUGGAACAUGACCUCCCUGAUGAACUCAUCAACUCGUCUGACUUCGGCCUUUCUAACGGUGUGGACUCUGGACACUUACACACCAGUCUGGGUGGAGGGGGGACAUUGGGACCUCUGGGUGGCUCAGGCCAGGACACUGCUGCCAAACACAAGCACCUCUCCGAACUCCUCCGCCCUGGCGCCCCUCAGUCCGCUUCUGCCGCUUCGGGCAGCCCGGGAAACCCGGCCUCCAUGGGGAUGAUGGGAGGACUGGGUGGCAACCCCAUUGCACAGGGUCUGGGUGGCCCGCAGCAGCAGUCUGGCCCGCAGCAGCAGUCUGGCCCGCAGCAGCAGUCUGGCCCACAGCAGCAGCCUGGCAUGGUGCCACAAUCUGGCAUGGUGGCUGGACUGAACCGGGGAAUGAUGGGAGCCCAUAAAGGGAACGGACAGCCGCAAAGCAUGAUGGGAGGGCAGGUGAUGAACGGUGCGCCUAGAAUGCGCUACGGCAAUGUGAACAUGAACGCAGGUGUGGCUGGUAACGGAAACAUGUUGCCGGAUACCCUGCACCAGCAAAAUGCAGGGCAGCAGAUGGCACAGACGGCUGUAAGGCCACAGCAACCAGGAGCCGUGAAUAAGAUGGGAAUGAUGGGUUCCCCGGGCCCCUACGGUGGUUCAUAUGGUCAGUGUGGAGGACAGUCCAUGGGGCUCCAAAAUAAAGCAGCUCAACCCAACAGCAUUAACCAGUUCAACAUGGACAAGAAACCUCAGCAUGGGCAGAACAUGGGUGCCAUGCAGAGCUCAGGUGUGGUGGGCUGCGUAUCCGGGCCAGCUGGGGCGACGGCGCCUCCUGCAGCGGACCCCGAGAAACGCAAACUCAUUCAACAACAGCUGGUGCUGUUACUGCACGCUCACAAGUGCCAUCGCAGGGAGCAGGCCAACGGAGAGGUGCGCCAGUGCAACCUGCCCCACUGCAGAACCAUGAAGAACGUCCUCAACCACAUGACGCACUGUCAGGCCGGCAAAUCCUGCCAGGUUGCUCACUGCGCCUCCUCCAGGCAGAUCAUCUCUCACUGGAAAAACUGCACGAGACACGACUGUCCUGUGUGUUUGCCGCUUAAGAGCGCCGGGGACAAAAGAAACCAGCAAUCUCUGUUGGGAGGAGCUGGUAUGGGUGGUCCAUUAGGGGGGUCUUUACCUGGUGGCCAGCCUUCAACCCCAAACCUAAACCCGCCCAGUCAGAUUGACCCGAGCUCCAUUGAAAGGGCAUACGCUGCCCUCGGGCUCACCUACCAGGGCAAUCAAGCAACCAAUCCGAAUCAACAGACGUCUGUGCCCACCCAACCUGGCAUGAGGCCGCUCAACAACAUGGCAGGUGGAAACCCAAUGGGAGUAAAUGGUGGAGUCGGACCCCAGAUGACGAACCAGCAUCCCGGAAUGCUUCCAGACAGCUUGCUGCACCGAAACAUGACAGCUCAGAGUCUGAUGAAUGACACUUCAGGGAUUGGUAAUAUGGGGUCCACAGCGACAGCCGCGCCUCCCUCUGCAGGAAUGAGGAAAAGCUGGCAUGAAGACAUCACGCAAGACCUACGGAAUCACCUCGUGCACAAACUAGUGCAGGCUAUCUUCCCCACUCCAGACCCCGCGGCACUGAAGGAUCGACGGAUGGAUAACCUUGUAGCUUAUGCGCGCAAAGUAGAGGGCGAUAUGUAUGAAUCUGCCAACAGCAGGGCUGAGUAUUACCACUUGUUAGCGGAGAAGAUUUAUAAGAUCCAGAAAGAACUGGAGGAGAAGAGGAGAACCAGGCUGCAGAAGCAGGGCAUGAUGCCUACUCAGCCUGGCAUGCCCAACAGUGCACUACCUCAAGCACCAACCGGCAUGAAUCCGACGCAGCCACCCAAUGGACCCCAUUCAGAUUCCUCCCUUGGCCAACCUACUGGACCCACCCAGAUGGUCAACAGAAUGCAGAAUCCUGCUGGUAUGAAUCAGUUUCCUCAGGUGGGAAUGCAGCAGGCAAUGGGUCAAAGGGCAACGCCACCUCUGCCGAUGGGAGCGAACCUCAAUCAGAUGAGUAUGCAGGGAGCACCUCGAAUGGCUCAGCCCAACGUAAACCAUCUACAAAACCAGUACAUGCAGAACCAGUUUCCGGGUACAGGUGCUGGACUGGGCAAGGGUACGGUCGGCCUAAACCAGCCUGCAGGGCAGGCGACCAUGUCACAGUCUCAGAAUCAGAUGUCGACUCCGCCGUCGCUGGCUGUCAGAAGUCCCGUAGCUCCGUCCCAGCCACCAGUCUCGGGCUCUGGAACCGCAACCGGCCCCCAGGGUCCUCCGUCCAGCCUAUCCCUACCUGCUCAACAGCCCGGCUUGCAUGCGCACUGUUCUCCCUUACGCCAGAACUCCCCUUCUCCCGCACGCAGCCUCACCCCCACCCCUGCCCCGCAUCAAACGCCCCCGCAUUUGCCGGGCAACCAGACCCCCCAACCCCACACCCCUAAUUCUUCGACCGCUAUGGCCCCACCGGCAAUGCAGCUGCCCCCAGUGGCACAGGGGGUGGGCUCGGAAAAAGCCAGUCAGUUACAGCAGCAGGCACAUGGGGGCGGAGCUCCAGGAGGCCCCCAUACAGGCCUCGCAUCAUCUGUGCCUUCCCAGAAUGCCCAUGGGCUUUGUGCACACCCACACACCCCUCUAUCUCAGAAAUCGUCUCUUACUGCCGACGGACAGGCAUCAUCCCCUGCUUCGGUCAGCAGUGCAGAUCCUAGCUCGCAACUGACAUCAUCCGAGCCCAAAACUGACCCCAAAACUGAGGUCAGACAGGAAGAAGAGGACGAGAAUGAGAUGGAGGAUAAAGCCUCAGGGAAAAUGGCUGCCAUGCAGAGUGAGAUCAAGAUGGAGGAGAAACCAGAGAAGGAGGAACCUGACAGUGAUGACUGUAAGACGGAGCCGAUGGAAACGCUGACCGGGUCGACGGUUGAGGACAAGAAGCCGGAGGUGAAGAUUGAGCCCAAAGAGGGAGAGGGAGCAAACAGCACCCCAGCAAACACGCAAAGCAAGAAGAAAGUCUUUAAGCCAGAUGAGCUCCGGCAGGCUUUAAUGCCCACUCUGGAGGCUCUGUACAGACAGGACCCCGAGUCGCUGCCAUUCCGGCAGCCGGUGGACCCCCAGUUACUGGGAAUACCCGUACGUAUUCGAACUAGUAACAAAACUAACCUGGACUACUUUGACAUAGUGAAAAACCCAAUGGACUUGUCCACUAUCAAGCGCAAGCUGGACACGGGUCAGUACCAGGAGCCCUGGCAGUACGUGGACGACGUGUGGCUGAUGUUUAAUAACGCCUGGUUGUAUAACCGGAAGACGUCACGGGUGUAUAAAUACUGCUCCAAACUCGCAGAGGUCUUUGAACAGGAAAUCGACCCUGUGAUGCAGGAGCUGGGCUACUGCUGCGGAAGAAAGUUGGAGUUUUCUCCUCAGACUCUGUGUUGCUAUGGCAAACAGUUGUGUACUAUCCCUCGAGACGCUGCAUACUUCAGUUACCAGAACAGGUACCACUUCUGUGAGAAGUGUUUCAACGAAAUCCAAGGGGAGAAUGUAUCUCUGGGAGAUGAUCCAACGCAGCCUCAAACGUCCAUCAACAAAGACCAGUUUCAAAGAAAGAAGAACGACACUCUGGACCCUGAAUUGCUGAUGGAAUGUACUGACUGCGGCCGAAAAAUGCAUCAGAUAUGUGUCCUUCACAAUGAAACAAUAUGGCCGACGGGUUUUGUGUGUGACUGUUGUCUGAAAAAAGCCAAUACAACCAGGAAAGAGAACAAAUAUGCUGCAAAGAGGCUUCCUCAGACAAAGCUGGGUAACUUCUUGGAGACACGAGUGAACGAGUUCCUGAAGCGCCAGCCUCAUCCUGAAUCCGGUGAUGUCACCGUCCGUGUGGUGCACGUCUCUGAUAAAGUGGUAGAGGUCAAACCUGGCAUGAAGUCUAGGUUUGUAGACAGCGGAGAGAUGUGUGAGUCCUUCCCAUACAGGACAAAAGCUCUUUUUGCGUUUGAGGAGAUUGAUGGAACCGAAGUCUGCUUCUUUGGAAUGCAUGUGCAGGAGUACGGGUCUGACUGCCCUCCACCCAACCAAAGACGCGUCUACAUCUCCUACCUAGACAGCGUGCACUUUUUCCAGCCCCGUCACCUAAGGACGGGAGUUUAUCAUGAGAUCCUCAUUGGAUACUUGGAAUAUGUUAAGAGAAUGGGGUUCGUCACUGGUCACAUUUGGGCUUGCCCGCCAAGUGAAGGCGACGACUACAUCUUCCACUGCCAUCCGUCCGAUCAGAAGAUUCCCAAACCCAAACGCUUACAGGAGUGGUACAAGAAGAUGCUUGACAAAGCAGUAGCAGAAAGAAUUAUACACGACUAUAAGGACAUUUUUAAACAGGCAACAGAGGACCGCCUGACCAGUGCGAAGGAGCUCCCGUAUUUUGAAGGUGAUUUUUGGCCUAAUGUGUUGGAGGAGAGCAUUAAAGAGCUGGAACAGGAGGAGGAAGAACGGAAGAGAGAGGAGAACAACACUUCUAGUGAAAGCAUUGAUGCAACCAGCGGUGACAGCAAAAAUGCCAAAAAGAAGAACAGCAAGAAGACUAGCAAGAACAAGAGCAGCCUGAGCCGAGCCAAUAAAAAGAAACCAGGCAUGCCAAAUGUCUCCAAUGAUCUCUCCCAGAAGCUCUAUGCCUCCAUGGAGAAACACAAAGAGGUCUUCUUUGUCAUCCGUCUUAUCGCUGGCCCCACUGCCAAUUCUCUUCCCCCCAUUUUGGACCUUGACCCUCUGAUGGCCUGUGACCUAAUGGACGGGCGAGAUGCUUUCCUAACGCUUGCGCGUGACAAGCACCUUGAAUUCAGCUCUUUGCGGCGGGCCAAAUGGAGCUCCAUGUGUAUGCUGGUAGAACUGCACAAUCAGAGCCAGGACCGGUUUGUCUAUACCUGCAAUGAAUGCAAGCACCAUGUCGAGACACGCUUCCACUGCACUGUUUGUGAGGAUUAUGAUCUUUGCAUCACUUGCUACAACACUAAGGGGCAUGAGCACAAGAUGGAAAAACUUGGUCUCGGUCUUGACGAUGAGAGCAACAAUCCAGCUGCAGCUUCCAAUCAGAAUCCCGGCGACUCCAGACGUCUCAGCAUCCAACGCUGCAUUCAGUCACUGGUGCAUGCCUGUCAGUGCCGCAAUGCCAACUGCUCACUGCCGUCCUGCCAGAAGAUGAAGAGAGUGGUGCAACAUACCAAGGGCUGCAAGCGAAAGACCAAUGGAGGUUGUCCAAUCUGCAAACAGCUCAUUGCGCUAUGCUGCUAUCACGCCAAACACUGCCAGGAAAACAAGUGUCCUGUGCCCUUCUGUCUCAACAUCAAGCACAAGCUUCGUCAGCAGCAGUUGCAGCACAGGCUUCAGCAAGCGCAAAUGCUGCGUAGACGUAUGGCCACAAUGCAACGGGCAGGCCAGCCCCCACCAUGUGGAGGUGGGCCUCCUGGAAGUCUUCCCUCACCAGGUAACAAUGGGGCAACCGGCCCUAGCACACCUACGUCUGUCGGAACACAGCCUGCAACUCCUCAAACACCCACGCAGCUGACGCCGAACCAUCCAUCUAUGCCCCAGCCUGGUGUGGGUGGAGUCCCAGCUGGAACUCCCCAGCAGCCUCAACAGCAUCCUACCCACCACCAGUUUCAACAGAUGCAAGGUGCAAGCGGGAUGAUGACCUCACCGCAACAGCAAAUGGUUCCCCAGCAACAGGCAGGACAACUUCCACAUCCACACACUCAAUAUGGUCCCCAUUCCACAGGUCCCUCCCCAAAUCCACAGUCCCAGGGUAAACCAGGCCUUGGGCCUGCGACUCCUCCGCAACUCCCUAGCAACCCAGGUGCUGCACCGAUGUCCCAACAACAGCAGCCCACAGGUCCCCCGGCUGCAGCUGUAGAGAUAGCCAUGAAGAUCCAGCAAGUGGCAGACGCACAGCGGAAGAUGGCACACGUUCAGUUGCUGCAAAGGCAGGCUGCGCAAGCUGGGAUGAUACCACAGCACCCACACCAUCAGCAACCACAAGGACAGAUGGGAGUAACCCACCCUGGAAUGGGCAUGGUAGGGGCACAAGGGUUAGCCCAGCAGGCACAGACGCCAGCGAACAGGGCGCAGAUGGAACAACAGCAGCCGCAAGGACCUCAGGGAAUGAUGUUGGGAGCUGGGGCCAUGCAGCAGCAAGCUCAACAGGCAAGUGUGCAAGGCCAGAUGGCACCACAGAUGCAGCUGCAGCAGCUGCAGCAGAGAAUGAACCCACAACUCCAGCCUCAGCAGCAACAGUGGGCAGGGCAGGGAAUGCAACCCCAGCCGAGACCUGCCAUGAUGGGUCAGCCAGGAAUGGUUACAAUGCAGUCACAACCACCACAGCAGCAACAACAACCACCACCACAACAGCAACAAAUGCAGCAACAACAACAACCACAAAUUCCAAAUCGAAAUGCCUUGAUGAGUAUGGUGCAGGCUGGUCUGCAAAGUGGUAUAGCAAGCGGGGCAGCCGCUGGCAACCUGCCCCAGGGAGCCCUCCAGGAAUUAUUGAGGACCCUGAGAUCUCCAAGCUCUCCUUUGCAACAGCAGCAAGUACUCAACAUUCUUCGUUCUAACCCACAACUAAUGGCGGCGUUUAUCAAGCAACGGGUUCACAAGUAUAAAGGAGGCACAGCUGGUCCUCCUGGACCACAGGGAGGGCCAGGACCUAUGGGAGCCCAACAUGUUGGUGUCAAUAGUGGGAUGCCUCAGUCUGGCAUGCACCUUGGGCAGGGUGCUAAUAUGCAGACCCAACUUACUCAACUCCAACAGCAGCAACAAAUACAGCAGCAACAAAUGCAACAGCAGCAGCAGCAGCAAAUACAGCAGCAGCAGCAAAUACAGCAGCAACAAAUGCAACAGCAGCAAAUGCAACAGCGGCCCCUGUUGCAACAGCAAGUCACUGCCUUACAGCAGCAACAACAACAGCAACAAGGAAUUCAAGGCCAGGGAGCUCCAACUAUGGCUAACAUGAAUCCACAGUUCAGAGAGCUGGUAAUGAGAAGGCAACUACAGUUGCAACAACAACAACAGCAGCAGCAGCAGCAGCAACAACAACAACAACAACAGCAGCAGCAACAGAUGGCCAAUCACGCUCCAUUUCAACAGCAGCAAGGUUACAUGGGUCAGCAAGGUAACAUGCAAAUUCCUCCAGGAGGCCAGCCAUUACCAGGGGUACAACCUGGCCAGCAGCAGAAUUUUCCAGGCAACCAUGCACAACAGCAAGCUGCAGUCGCCUUGCAACAGAGGCUUCAACAGCAACACCAGUUACACAUGCAACAGCAGCAAAAUGCGGCAUCCCAAGGUCCUGACAUGGGCCCUGGAGGAGGUCCACUGCCCACACAGGUAGGCCCUGGGCCUCAGACGUCACAGGCACUAUUGCAGCAGGCCUUGCAUCAGCGCAUGCUUCAGCAGCAGCAACAUCUCAGUGGUGCCUCGUCGGCACAGCAAAACAAUCCCAUGAGCCCGCAGCAACAGAUGUCACAAUCGCCCCACCUGCAGGGUCAACAGCUCCCAACCUCUCUUAGCAACCAGGUCUGUUCCCCUCAGCCCUCGCCAAGACCCCAGUCCCAGCCACCACACUCGAGUCCGUCCCCACGCUUACAACCACAGCCCUCGCCCCACCGUAUCUCGCCUCAGACCCAGACGGGUUCUCCACAUCCCAGCCACCUUCAGCAGCACCACUCGGGCAGGGCACCGCCUCCUCCACCUUCCCAACAGUCACAGCACAAUUCUAAGGACCCAAGUGGGUUUGGGGCCGAUCAGAAUGCCAUGCUAUCCCAGCUCAGUGGCAUGGCAGGACUCCAUGGACCUGGAGCGAAUGAUAUGCUUCCAUCAAGUGGCCAGGACCUUGGCAUGACCAUGAAUCACAACCCUUUAGACAUAUAGUUAUGCUAAAAUUCACUAAACCUAAACCAGGUACAGUGUUAGCUUUUUAUACUCCAGGGAUGAAUUUAGCAUUUUUCAGUAUAAAUGAAAUAAAAAUGGACCCUCUCGUGAGAGAUAGCGAAUAUUAAACAAGUGUUGGGGUGAAUCGGAAGUUGUUUUUUAUGCCAGUUGUGUACAAAGAGGAUUGUUUCUCAGCCACAAGUAAUAUUUUCGAUGUCAGGUCCAGGGAAGUCCUUUCCUUUUCCAAGAGGUAUUUUUUAAGAUUUUAGAAGUGGUAUAAAAUUUAAGCGCAAAUGAUUUUUUAUAUCAUUUCACCAUGUACCAGUCUCUGUUAUAUGUUUUACAGAUUAAUGUGGGACAUUUCAAACGUUGUGAUGCCUAUAUUGUUAUUAUAAUUAUCUAAACAUCAUGCAUAUUUCCUUGUAAAUUUUGAGUUUUGCAUUUUAUUUAUUCGACCUUUUUCAUGUCAUGAUCAGGAUUUUGUUUGUGUGUGUUCCCAGAGACUGCUACAGUUCACAUAGAAUAUAUUUUUGUUAAUACCUAUUAAAAUGGGGAGUUAUUCCUUUUGGAAAUUUAGGUUAUCAAGUGUAAUAUAAAUUACAGUGUUGAGGGAUUGGGUUUGUGUGUGUGCUCUGCUGCCCAAUGGAUUUUAUCUCAUGCCAUAUUGGAAAUGCCUAACCAUUGGACACCACUGCUUCUGAAACGGAACAAGUUGUUGGAUGGACACACACCUGCCCUCAGAAUGCGUGCACUCCUUAUAAGACUUCAGGAUAGUGGAGGUGUGUCUGUACAGUUUGGAUGAGAGAGUUGUGUGUGUGUGUGUGUGUGCGUGCGUGCGUGCGUGCGUGUGUGUGUGUCUGUUGUGUUGCUGGAGUUUAUCUGCUCUUGCCAAUGUCCUAUUGAACAGCGUUUCACAUAUGAACAGUCUGACAGUGAAACGCUGGAAAAGGAGUGUGCCACUUUGUUUUCGUACUUUUCUCUCCAGCUCCACAAAUUUUCCUGUACUUCUGGAAUUUUCUUUGCUCUGAACUUUGGGAGUUUCAUUUGAAUAUUUUGUACUGUACAAAGGAAACCCAAACUGUGGACUUCAAUUUUUUUUAAUAAAAUUAAGAUAACAGA
Messenger RNA from Triplophysa rosa, 11705 nucleotides. RefSeq names its product E1A binding protein p300 b (gene ep300b). The record is from RefSeq and is a predicted model, not a curated record. Gene Ontology annotation, biological process: positive regulation of transcription by RNA polymerase II. Gene Ontology annotation, cellular component: histone acetyltransferase complex; nucleus; transcription regulator complex. NCBI's taxonomy places the organism in Eukaryota, Metazoa, Chordata, Actinopteri, Cypriniformes, Nemacheilidae. Gene Ontology annotation, molecular function: histone acetyltransferase activity; zinc ion binding; protein binding. Bases 2541 to 10586 code for a protein of 2681 amino acids. The transcript has 30 exons.